AGAAAAUGGAGAAAAUUAGGAAAUUACCCAAAGAUCCAGUCAGAGCUGAUGCCAAAUUUAAAAUUGUUAUUAUAGGAGAAGCUAGUGUCGGAAAAACAUCUUUUCUAAUAAGAUUCACGCAAGGAAAAUAUACUGAUGAGUAUGAAGCUACUAUUGGAGUGGACUUCCAAGCGAAGUCACUUGCUGUUGGUUCAAAGAUAGUCAAACUUCAAGUUUGGGAUACUGCAGGUCAAGAAAAAUUUAAAUCCAUCACUAGAACUUAUUAUAACAGAAGUCACGGAUGCUUAGUUCUUUAUGAUAUCUCUGAUGAUAAAUCUUUUGAGAAAGCGAAAGGACUGAUUCAAUAUUAUAAAGAAGAAAGUGAAGCAACUCUUCCUUUUAACGUAAUCCUUGUCGGAAAUAAAUGCGAUCUUGAAGAACAAAGAAAAGUUUCUACUCUAGAAGGCCGAAUCCUCGCUCAAGAAUACUCCAUUCCUUUCUUCGAGACCUCCGUCAAAGAAGACAUUGGAGUUGACGAAGUCUUUGCCAAGAUAGCUGUAGAGGCUAUGAAGGGAGACAAGGAUUUAGAGGAUAGUAUUGUUGAAGAUGCUAUGAAGCUUCAUAAUGUUAUAAAGAAGCCUAAGAAAAAGUCAAGGUGCUGCUAGAUUAGGUCCUAUUUUUGUAU
This is a messenger RNA of Moneuplotes crassus, 664 nucleotides long. The record is from the annotation of a GenBank genome assembly. NCBI's taxonomy places the organism in Eukaryota, Ciliophora, Spirotrichea, Euplotida, Euplotidae.